Monodelphis domestica (gray short-tailed opossum) is the source of this 3173-nucleotide messenger RNA. It is a transcript of the gene DHRS9, whose product is annotated as dehydrogenase/reductase 9. The record is from RefSeq and is a predicted model, not a curated record. Gene Ontology annotation, biological process: steroid metabolic process. Gene Ontology annotation, molecular function: oxidoreductase activity. Gene Ontology annotation, cellular component: intracellular membrane-bounded organelle. Lineage: Eukaryota; Metazoa; Chordata; Mammalia; Didelphimorphia; Didelphidae.
AGACCUGCUGCUUCCGAAGCAGCUCAGGCACCCUGUUCUGAAGCUGGUUAGCCUCUUCCACUCCAUCCCAGAGAACAGCAACACUUGGUUUCUGUGGCCUGACCUUUCCUUUUCUGGUCAGAAGAAGCUCGCACUUACUCAAGGAGUAGCUAGCUCCUGCUAUCCAGCUCAUCUUGAGAUCAGGAGAAAAGGAGUCUUCCUGGUGGCCAAAAAAAAAUGAUCCUCUGGAUGUUAGCCUUUCUAAUCAUAUGCUGCUUCUUGUGGAAUUACAAAGGACAUCUAAGGAUUGCUGAUAUCAAUAAUAAGUAUAUCUUCAUCACUGGGUGUGACACAGGCUUUGGAAACUUGGCAGCAAAAACUUUUGAUAAAAAAGGAUUUCGUGUUCUUGCUGCUUGUCUGACGGAAUCAGGAUGCAGAGAUCUAAAGGCUUCAACUUCUGGAAAACUUCAAACUGUGCUUUUGGAUGUGACAAAGCCAGACAAUGUAAAAAGGACAGCCCAGUGGGUGAAAGAUGAAGUUGGGGAAAAUGGUCUUUGGGGACUGAUCAAUAAUGCUGGCAUUCUUGGGGUACUGGCUCCCACCGACUGGCUGACAGUGGAGCACUUCAGGGAGCCUUUUGAAGUAAAUCUGUUUGGCCUCAUUAAUGUGACAUUGAACAUGCUGCCAUUGGUCAAGAAAGCUCAAGGGAGGAUAAUCAACAUUUCUAGCAUAGGUGGUCGGCUUGCCUUCUCUGGAGGUGGAUAUACCCCAUCCAAGUAUGCAGUGGAAGGAUUCAACGAUAGCUUAAGACGAGACAUGAAAGAAUUUGGUGUAAAAGUCUCAUGCAUCGAGCCUGGAUUGUUUAAAACAGGACUGUCAGAUCCAGUAAAGGCCAUUGAAAAGAAAAUGGCAGUUUGGAAUCAACUUUCAUCAGACAUCAAACAACAGUAUGGAGAUGGAUACAUUGAAAAAAGUCUGGCUAAAAAAGCAAAAAAUAAGCCUUUUCAGAACAUGGACUUGUCACUGGUGGUAAACUGCAUGGACCACGCCUUAACAAGCCUCUUUCCUCAAACUCAUUACAUUGCUGGUGUUGAUGCCAAGACUUUUUGGAUUCCUCUCUCUCUCAUGCCAGCAAUUUUGCAAGAUUUUCUGUUGCAGAAACAUAAAGUAAAGCUGGCAGAUCCAAAAGCUGUAUGAUUCAGUUAACCCGAAUUGCUCGAUUUCUGAGCAAUGGGGUUGAUAGAUUCAAAGACUAAUCAGGACUUCAGCAUCAUUCCAGAUCUCAUUCAACCUGGAUCCUUUUGGAAGACCAUAUUCCUUGAGAUAGGCAAAAAUGUUGUCAACCAUCACUGAUGAACUCCUUGUGUUCUGUCUCAAGUCUUGACUAGAAAGGUGACAGGAGUGGUAACCGAGACUUGACAGGAAGGAGUAGGUGGAGGAGAGCAAGUGGUGCUGUUACAUAGGCAGUGUUGGCCCCAGAUCAGGUGUUCUUCACACUAUUUUAUGGUCAGUGAAAACCCUAGCUCUCCCAAUCUAAUGUUAUCUUCCCCUGGCCAAUCACAGUAUUUAUAUUUUCGACUCUCAGGGUCCUUCCUUUUGAUUAAAACAUUGUCUAUGGAAGGUCUUAUUAAAAUAUAAAGAAUUUAAGUAGUGGGAGAGGUAAUGCACUAAUGGUACCACCAUCAACAAGGAUAAUGACAUCAGAUUAGCUCUUGUCAUCUUGUAGGAGCUAGACAGUGAGGUGAUGGGAAACAGAAGAGAAGAACAGGAGAGAAGAAGAAACCACCUUUGAUGGUGGGAAGAUGGACAUGGGACUGAGCAUUUGCUGCUAUCUACAGAAGACAGGUUAAAAUGGAGUUCUGAGUGGCACAGAAUGAUGACCUUGAUUAUGGUCAAGGAAAAGGGGAAAGGUCUGCCCCUUCAGUCAAAAAUUUUCUUUUCCACUGACCCUGUGACAGGGGAGGGGAGAAAGAGAGGAGUGACAAAAGUGACAGGAUACAAGGUCACAAAAUGAAAAUGGGGAGAUGUCAAAGAUGAACUUCAUCCACUUCACAGAGAACUGCGGGGUCAAUCAGAGUUCUAUUCUUUUCAGACCAUUGAAAACAUGACUGUUCAUGCCAAAUUAGAGACUAUUAUCUUAGUCUCCUCCCAACAAAAGAAAACAAAUCAAUUCAAACUUUUUUGAUAUGUCACACGCUCAAAGAAGAAACAUGGCCAAUUUCACAAUAUCUCUGAUCCUUCCCUUCUGGGGUCCCUUAAAGAAGUGUUGAAAUCACCAGAAUCAAGAAGACCUUAGUUCAGAAUCAGCCUCAGACAAUCAAUCAAUAUUUAUUAAAUAGUUUUAAAGGCAGCUAGAUGGUACCAUGGCUGGAGAGCUGGACUUGGAAUCAGGAAAAUUCAUCUUCCUGAGUUCAAAUCUGCCCUGACACACUUCCUAAUUGAGUGACCCUAAGCAAGUCACUUUACCCAUUUGUCUCCCUUUCUUCAUCUGUAAAAUCAGAUGAAAAAGGAAAUAACAAAUCAUUCCAGUGUCUUUGUUAAGAAAAUCCAAAUGAGUUGACAGAAUCAGACAUGACUAAAAAACAACCAAACAAUAGGAACAAAAAGGGUCAUAUGGGCAAUAUGUUUCUAAUGCAGGAUUUAGACCCAUGUCAUCCUGACUUUCAGGAAAGCUCUCUUUCACUGACCAAACUGCAUCUCCUGAGCUACAUGACUAAUUCUAAUCUAGAGCUUCCCUGUUACAUGUCAACUUGAACCUAAACUCAUACCAAACUGAAUUGACUCAGAACUAUUGCUCUACAAUGGUUGAAUUCUGCUUAAGUUGCUUCUAAAGGCAUCAAGAUCCCUCUUGGACUCCAUGGCGAGAUUGUUGAUAGUCAUUGAUCUCUUUGGAAUUUACCUACUUUGAACUUAUAACCCCAGAACUGUUUGAGAAUCAGAAAAUUGGCCUGGGCUCUGGAGAUGUCGAACAGAAUAUCUAACAAUGAACUAAUGGAGUAGACACAUCACAUCAAUAGAUGUCUCCCAGCCUAGGCCUUUCUAAAACCCCCUGAGAGUGCCUAAAAACUGAGGAAGCAAGAAAGUGUGGCUAGACAUGUUUUAAUUUUUUUAUGUUUUCCACAUCCUAUUUUUAAAUAGUUAUUCAUUGGACUCCUUCACCCACUUCAAAAAAAAAUAAAAAUAUGUUUCCACAA